This is a messenger RNA of Stegastes partitus (bicolor damselfish), 657 nucleotides long. Its product is annotated as tripartite motif-containing protein 16-like. The annotation marks the transcript as partial. The record is from RefSeq and is a predicted model, not a curated record. Lineage: Eukaryota; Metazoa; Chordata; Actinopteri; Pomacentridae. Gene Ontology annotation, molecular function: protein binding. The transcript has a single exon.
GUUCUGAGGGACACAUGGACAAACAUCUCACUGGCCAUCACUGACGAGGAUGUUUUACUGUCAGAACCAGAACCAGAACCAAAGACCAGAGCUGAGUUCUUAAAAUAUUCACGAGAAAUCACUCUGGAUCCAAACACAGCAAACCAAUAUCUGUUCUUAUCAGAGGGAAACACAAAGGUAACAUUAAUGAAACAACGUCAGUCUUAUCCUGAUCAUCCAGACAGAUUCAUUACACGUUUUCAGGUUCUGAGUAAAGAGAGUCUGACUGGACGUUGUUACUGGGAGGUGAAGUGGAAUGGAAGAGGAGGAGGAGUUGAUGUAGCAGUCGCGUACAAGAAUAUCAGCAGAGUAGGGCAUUCAAAUGAAUGUGGAUUUGGAUUCAAUGACAAAUCUCAGGCUGUACGUUGUAACGUAGACAAACAUGCAUUUUUUAACAACACUCAAACUUCCGUCUCAGUUCGUCGGACCACCACAGUAGGAGUCUACCUGGACCACAGAGCAGGUGUUCUGUCUUUCUACUACGUCUCUAAAACCAUGACUCUCCUCCACAGAGUCCAGACCACGUUCACUCAGCCGCUACAUGCAGGAUUUUGUCUUUGGAAUAUUGACGACACUGCUGAGUUCAUUAAACUCAAUCAGAGUAGUUGCAGUGUGUGA